Messenger RNA from Closterium sp. Yama58-4, 1686 nucleotides. Lineage: Eukaryota; Viridiplantae; Streptophyta; Zygnematophyceae; Desmidiales; Closteriaceae. The record is from the annotation of a GenBank genome assembly.
AUGGACGCUAGCGCGAGUGCCUUAGUUGCUACCUCGACUCGGCUGCCGACGAUCGCGUCGCCCCCAUGUAUGGCGGUCGUUUCACCGUCUCCUAUGCGCGCCCGUGCGAAUCCCGCUUCGCUUGCGCGCUUUCACAGUGCAUCCGGCGUUCCCAGGAGGAGUUUGGCGCACAGGUCGUUGACUGCGCGCGGAGUUUGUGGUGCUGGCGGUAGCUACGCGCGGAGCUUCCGCCGACCUCCCGCCAUCUCUUGCGCCCUUGCGACCCCCCCGGAUCCCGCGCCCUUGGAAGGGUCAGCCAAGGCGCUAGGCGGGAUUCCCGUCCACCCCGCGGGAGGGCGCGAUUCGGGGGAAGGAAACACGAAGACUCUCGACGACUUGUUUGACUCGGAGGUGAAAUCGCGCGACGAGUUCGUGUGGGAAAAGAACUGGUAUCCUGUGGCUUUAAUCGAAGACCUCGACCCGAGCCGCCCGACGUCGAUCCAGCUCCUAGGCCGCGACUUGGUGAUCUGGCGCGACUCGCAGGGCAUAUGGCGUGCGCACGCGGACCGCUGCCCGCACCGCCUUGCGCCGCUCUCCGAAGGCCGAUUGGACGAAAACGGGUUGCUACAGUGCCCGUACCACGGUUGGUCGUUUCGAGGCGACGGAACCUGCGCGAGGGACCUGUAUUAUGGAUUCGAUACGCUCAUGGAGAACGUGUCUGACCCUUCCCAUAUCGAAUUCGCGCAUCACAAGGUAACAGGGCGCAGGGACCGAGCCAAGCCACUGCCCUUUACUAUCACAUCCAGUGGACCGUUUGGAUUCUCCGCGACCACCGAUACAAGCACACCCACUACAGUCACACCCGCUAAGAGCACCGAUACAAGCACACCUGAUACCACGUCGGCUGAAUUACCUGACAGCUCGAUCCCUCGGAUUUCCUCCUGGUUCAUGGCCCCUUGCUCUUUCUUCAGCCGAAUCGACCUCUUCCCCACCAUCCCCGUUAUAGGCAGGCAGCACUGGCAGCUGUGGAUCUGCUCCUUUAACGUCCCCAUGGGCCCUGGUAAAACGCGCUCUAUCGUUUGCAGCGCGAGGAAUUUCGCUCGGUUGACCGUCCCUGGGGGCAAGUGGUGGCAGCUGUAUCCGCGGUGGCUGGAGCAUCUGACAUCAAAUCUAAUCUACGAUGGAGAUAUGAUUGUGUUGCAGGGCCAGGAGAAGGUUUUGAAAGGGGGAGGAGGAGGUGGAGGGGGAAGGGGAGGAAAGGGAGGAGUGCCGUAUAGUAAGCUGACUUACACGCCUGCUGCUGCUGACAGGAUGGUUCUGGCUUUCCGGAACUGGCUUCGUAGGUACGGCGGCGGCGAACCUGCUUGGGACCCGAGCCUAACCGCAGGUCCGGGAAGCGCCGCACCUCUCCCAUCCACGGUUCUGUCGCGGGCAGAAAUGCUCGACCGGCUCGGGCAGCACACGGAGAAAUGCUCCUCCUGCCGGGCAGCUCUGAAAAAUGUGAGGAGGCUGGCUGCUGUGCUGGCAGGGGCGGCGGCAGUGCUGCUUGCAGCAGCAGCGGUGGUUCCUGGGGAGGUGGUGGGGGUUGGAGGCAAGGCAGGGUUAGCAGUGGGAGCGUUGGUGUCGCUGGCAGGUGCUGCUUGGCUUAAAUAUGAGCUUGAACCGCAGUUUGUUCACCGUGACUAUGUGCAUGCUGAUGUGGAGUGA